Molecule: messenger RNA, 697 nt
Organism: Lemur catta (Ring-tailed lemur)
Lineage: Eukaryota; Metazoa; Chordata; Mammalia; Primates; Lemuridae
Product: 60S ribosomal protein L21-like
Exons: 1
Coding region: 173-523 (116 amino acids)
Biological process (GO): translation
Cellular component (GO): cytosolic large ribosomal subunit; ribosome
Molecular function (GO): structural constituent of ribosome
Source: RefSeq, a predicted model, not a curated record
CCUUUCGGCCGGAGCCGCCAUCUUCCAGUAAUUCGCCAAAAUGACAAACACAAAGGGAAAGAGGAGAGGUACCCGAUACAUGUUCUCUAGGCCUUUUAGAAAACAUGGAGUUGUUCCUUUGGCCACAUACAUGUGAAUCUACAAGAAAGGUGAUAUUGUAGACAUCAAGGGAAUGGGUACUGUUCAAAAAGGCAUGCCCCACAAGUGUUACCACGGUAAAACUGGAAGAGUCUACAAUGUUACCCAGCAUGCUGUUGGAAUUGUUGUAAACAAACAAGUUAAGGGCAAAAUUCUUGCCAAGAGGAUUAAUGUGCGUAUUGAGCACAUUAAGCACUCUAAGAGCCGAGAUAGCUUCCUGAAACAUGUGAAGGAAAAUGAUCAGAAAAAGAAGGAAGCCAAAGAGAAAGGUACCUGGGUUCAGCUGAAGCGCCAGCCUGCUCCACCCAGAGAAGCACACUUUGUGAGAACCAAUGCAAAGGAGCCCGAGCUGCUGGAACCUAUUCCCUAUGAAUUCAUGGCAUAAUAGGUGUCUCACACUUUGUGAGAAGCAGUGGAGAGGAGCCUGAGGUGCUGGGACUGGAUCCGUGCAUAGCACACUUUGUAAGAAGCAUAAGAAAAGGACCUUGAGCCUUGCUGGAACCUAUGCCCUAUGAGUUCAUGGCAUAGGAGACAAACCUAAUAAAAGCCGCUAGACUCU